AUGUCGACCGAGACCGAAUAUCCGCUCGACGUGGUCAAGGCCACCCGCGUGGCAUCCGACCAGAUCGACACGACGUUCCGCUCCAGCUGCAUUGACCUCGUGUCGGGGGCGCUCGGCGGCAAGAUCCUGGGUUUCUCGGACCAGUGGUUCGCCGAGGCCGCUAACCUCCUGACGCCCACACCUCCGAUCCGUCAGCCGGGCAAGAUGGUCUUCACCGGAGCCUGGUACGACGGAUGGGAGACGCGGCGGCACAACUCGGCGCCCUUUGACUGGGUCGUCGUGCGGCUCGGCGUCGCGUCGGGAACCGUCGAGGGCAUAGAGGUCGACACGGCCCACUUCUCGGGCAACCACGCGCCCGCCAUCUCGGUGGAGGGCUGCUUCAGCUCCGACGACGACGAGGUCGUCUCGUGGAAGGGCGGGCGCGGCCGGUGGGAGACGAUCCUGGGCCUGCAGGAGUGCGGGCCCUCGCAGCGCUUCGGGUGGAGGCUCGACUCCCCCACGGCCACGCCGUACACGCACGUCCGGCUGAACAUGUACCCGGACGGAGGCAUCGCGCGCUUCCGCCUCUUCGGGCACGCCGUCCCCGUCUUCCCCGACGACCCGCAGGCCGUGCUCGACCUGGCCGCGGCGCAGAACGGCGGCGUCGCCGUCUCGUGCAGCGACCAGCACUUUGGCACAAAGGACAACCUGCUCCUCCCCGGACGCGGCAAGGACAUGGGCGACGGGUGGGAGACGGCCCGCUCCCGUGGGAGGGACCACGUCGACUGGGCCAUCAUCAGGCUGGGCGCACCCGCCUACGUGCAGAGCCUGGUCGUCGACACCGCUCACUUCCGCGGCAACUUCCCCCAAAAGGUGGCCGUGCAGGCCAUCGGCUGGUCUGGCGAGGGCGAACCCGCCCACGAUGCCGACGCCUGGGUCGACCUCGUGGCCCCUAGCAAGACGGGCCCGGACCAGGAACACGCCUUUGACAGUGCCGUCAAGGACGAGGCCUUCACGCACAUCAAGCUCAUCAUGAUUCCGGACGGCGGUGUCAAGCGUAUACGGGCCUUUUCUAAGAGAGCAUAG
This is a messenger RNA of Geosmithia morbida, 1065 nucleotides long. RefSeq names its product allantoicase. Gene Ontology annotation, biological process: allantoin catabolic process. Lineage: Eukaryota; Fungi; Ascomycota; Sordariomycetes; Hypocreales; Bionectriaceae. The record is from RefSeq and is a predicted model, not a curated record. The transcript has 2 exons. Gene Ontology annotation, molecular function: allantoicase activity. Bases 1 to 1065 code for a protein of 354 amino acids.